AUGACAGUAACCGAAGUAGGGUGCAUGGGUGUUAAGCCCGGUUUGAGCCCCAUGGACGACUCUACACCAGAAGGAUCGUUUCUCUCAGGAGCGUACAGGGCUGUGACGGUUGCAGAGGGAGGGCCAUAUCGUGCAUUCUGGGGCACGGAGAUUGAGAAUCCAUUGCUGUUAUGGGGAUUCUUCGACUUUGACUCGGUUGAACACCAUGAAGUGUUUGCGAAGCUCCACGGCGCCGAAAUUGUGAAGGACUUGCCUGCUUUGCUUACCCAUGGGGAGUUCGUUAAGCACUUGUCUUUCACGCCUUCGUCUUCAGUCGCGCUUCAAUGCCCUGUGACCGAGCUCGUUCUCGUGCACUUCCCCGGAGAUGUCUCUGCAGAGGUGAGGGCAGAGGCGACUAUAAGUGUCAGACAAAUUUUAACCGACAACUUCCAAACGUGUGUUGAAGUUACUGCCGUCAGCUGGGGAUGGAGCGUGGAGAACGACUUCCCUAUAAGAGGUCAAAGUGGUAAUACGGGUGCGGUUCUUGCAGCUUUGAUAGGUUGGGGCAGUGCUGACGGGCAACGAGUCUUCUACCAGACGGAGAUAGGGGAGAGGGCGAGACUUGGUAUGAACUCGAUUCAGGGCGCUAUCACGGUAACCAGAGUUUCUGUUCGCUUUCGGUACUCAGGGAGGAAAUGA
This is a messenger RNA of Colletotrichum gloeosporioides, 678 nucleotides long. RefSeq lists its product as uncharacterized. NCBI's taxonomy places the organism in Eukaryota, Fungi, Ascomycota, Sordariomycetes, Glomerellales, Glomerellaceae. Bases 1 to 678 code for a protein of 225 amino acids. The record is from RefSeq and is a predicted model, not a curated record. The transcript has 2 exons.